Messenger RNA from Fragaria vesca subsp. vesca, 635 nucleotides. RefSeq lists its product as uncharacterized. The record is from RefSeq and is a predicted model, not a curated record. NCBI's taxonomy places the organism in Eukaryota, Viridiplantae, Streptophyta, Magnoliopsida, Rosales, Rosaceae. The transcript has 3 exons. Bases 135 to 392 code for a protein of 85 amino acids.
GAUACAGAAGAAAGUCACACAACACUCUGCUCCGUGCUCCGUCCUCGCGCCUUUUCCAUCUUUCUCUGAAACUUCCUCUCUCCGGCGAAGUCGUUACCUUUCCGUCAUCGGCCAGCGCGACCUGUUAACCGGACAUGAGUACGGUUGAUGUGACCAUGGAGGAUAGUAGCGGUGGCGUCCAGCCUAAAGCUCCGUGGAAGGAAAUGGGGCCUGUAGAGAAGGAGGCAUCGGUACAAGAAGAAGUGAAGCGAAUGCUGAGGCUGCCUGCUAACAGUACCUACGUUUCGCACCGAUUGCGGGUUCUCAAUAAGAUUCUGCAGCUUCUCUCCAUUCAGAGAACUACAUCACAAGAACAGGAGUUGGAAUUGCUUUUUGCUGGGCUGUCUCUAUGAACUGAACCUUUCAAGGCAGUGGUCAGUUCCGGUUCAACUUAUUUUGUGGAAUUACAGACCAUAAUCUGGGAUCUAUGUAAUUACAUGUUAGUCUCAUUGUAGUGUUCGUUUCCGACAUGCUGACAGAUGUUUCAUUGCUCGUUCUGUUGUUAAUCUGUAAAGAAUGAGAACUUCUGUAUGUAUGUUUCUGUUAAGACAUGAGACUUUAGUAGCUCAAUAUAAAGUAAAAAGAUGUAUAAUUUU